ACUCCCCGGCCGUGGCCAAGGCGCUGCUGCGCUGGGACGAGGUGCCCGACGACUUCGUGGAGUGCUUCAUCCUGUCGGGCUACCGGCGGCUUCCGUGCACCGCGCAGGAGUGCCUGGCCUCGGUGCUGAAGCCCACGAACGAGACGCUCAACUUCUGGACGCAUUUCAUCCCGCUCCUGCUGUUCCUGAGCAAGUUCUACCGCCUGUUCUUCCUGAGCGGCGGCGACGUGCCCUUCCACCACCCCUGGCUGCUGCCGCUGUGGUGCUACGCUUCGGGGGUGCUGCUGACCUUCGCCAUGAGCUGCACGGCGCACGUGUUCAGCUGCCUGUCGCUGCGCCUGCGUGCCGCCUUCUUCUACCUGGACUACGCGUCCAUCAGCUACUACGGCUUCGGCAGCACGGUGGCCUACUACUACUACUUGCUGCCUGGCCUGAGCUUGUUGGACGCCAGGGUCAUGACUCCCUACGUGCAGCAGCGCCUGGGCUGGCACGUGGACUGCACGCACCUCAUCGCCGCCUACCGCGCGCUGGUGCUGCCGGUGGCCUUCGUGCUGGCCGUGGCCUGCACCGUGGCCUGCUGCAAGAGCCGCACCGACUGGUGCUCCUACCCGUUCGCGCUGCGCACCUUCGUCUUCGUCAUGCCGCUCAGCAUGGCCUGCCCCAUCAUGCUGGAGAGCUGGCUCUUCGACCUGCGUGGAGAGAACCCCACGCUCUUCGUGCACUUCUACCGCCGCUACUUCUGGCUGGUGGUGGCCGCUUUCUUCAACGUGAGCAAGAUCCCCGAGCGCAUCCAGCCAGGCCUCUUUGACAUCAUCGGUCACAGCCACCAGCUCUUCCACAUCUUCACUUUCCUCAGCAUCUACGAUCAGGUGUACUACGUGGAGGAGGGCCUGCGCCAGUUUCUCAAGGCCCCCCCUGCCGCACCCACCUUCUGGGGCACCGUGGGCUACAUGCUGCUGCUGGUGGUUUGCCUCGGGCUGGUCAUCAGGAAGUUCCUAAACAACACCGAAUUCUGCAGUAAAAAGUGAGCCUCUGCCUCGGAGGAGGCUGCUGGUUCGCCCUGUUUCUUUGGAGUUUCUGUUGUUGCUACUGUUGAUUUAUUUUCACGUUUUGUUGUGUUUCCUUCUUUGCUCAAGGAGGGUGCUGCAGAACUCCAGGGAGAAGUCCCAGGCAAGGGGUGGGGGUGGGGUGGUUUCAGUGCACUGGGGGCUUUGGAAGAGGGAGGAAGAGGGCCGCUGGUUGUUGCCCCAGAACAAAAAUCAGGUGGUGUCCGUGACACCCAGGGAAUUUUCAAAGGCAGUGAAUAAAAUCCCCAUGAAAGCCCCAAAUAGUUCAGUUUUCCAGUUGUCUUCUGUGCCAGCAAAUAAAUAGCAAGUAGCCCCUGUAAGGUCAAGUAGGCAGUAAAGAGGGUAAGAAGACAGAAUCCCCAGGUGCUUCCAUUUCAGUCUAGGGAAUGCUUGGAUUUGUCAAAAGAAUGGAGCUUUGUAGGAAACCAGCACAAAGACACAAACGCAGGGUUUAACCUGCUAGAAAAUGCAUGGAAUGUGAACAUAGUUGAUUAUUUCAAAAUGCUUCUCAGAUAUUAUUUAAAUAGUAAUAUAUACAAUGAUUUUUCAUAAUCUACAGGAGUCUCUGCUGGCACUGAAUUUUCUUUGUCACGUAAUUUUGAAUUUUGCAGACCGUCGGCAUUGCAUACACUUGAACUGGACAUCAGGGCCAGCUGCUUGAGAGUUCUCAACUACUUUUUUUAAACAGUGUUUUCUGAUGGCCUUUGUGUGUCAUGAUUCAACUGUGAAUUACUCUACUUUAGGGACUCUGGUCAAACUAUUAGUGAGAAAGUUAGUGGUUUGUACAGAUUCCAGGGCCUACUUACUUUUAUGUAUUGUCACAAAACCAUCGUACUUUUGUUUUGCUUUGUUUUGAAUCUUAUUCUUUCCUUCUCUACUUAUUUAAAUUGCCACUGGAAUAAAUGUGCCUUUUGAAGCAAUGCCCAAAUGACUGGUCCUCAACACAGUUUUUGUAUGGGGCGAGCAGUAGGGGUAAACUUGUCUUACUUUACUGCAAAUCAAAAUUUAGCAUUUCACCCAGGAGGAAAGGAAGAUGGUGUCGGUUGUAAGUUGUUGCUAGGACCAGAAGUAGCUUAUGGUGAUAUAAGAGCCUCUGGUUUCUCUACAAAGAGAAGGAGCCGUCCGUCCACUAAUGUGGCUUUGGUUCCUAAUGCAUCCACUGGAAAAAGUAGAGAGGACACUGAUCCGACGAAUGCCAUCUAUCCUUGCUUAAAAUUUAACAUAAUAUUGAAGAAUAAAUGAGGCAAUUACACUAUUGAAAGUCAGGGGCAUAUGACUUGAGUUGUAACUAAAGUUUUUCAGUUAGUAGGAUUAUACUUGCCCUGUUAAACACCGGAGUUUCGUUUGGAUUCAGAUCAGGGGAGUGAAUGGCAGAGAACCUAAAUGGUUGAAAGAUUAGGGAACACUUCCCUGACAUCCUUUCUAACCACCCCACUGACCAGUAUUAUUUAAGACAUUUCUCAUAGCUACUACCUAACCUAUACUUGAGGUAGCAAGUCUAACAAAAACCACUGAAGGUGACUUAAUUUUUCACACUCCCUCUUGGUGAAUAGUCAAAUAAGUCAUUGAAUGGAGAGUUUUGAUUCAUAAUACGUAUAAUUUAGAUCAAGCACAUAAAGUAAAUGAGCCUUUACCUUUGCACUGGUAGGCUGGCACUCCUAAAAAGAUUGCUGUUUUUGUUUAUGUUUUUUUUAACUGCCACUAUAUUUGUAAACACAGAGGCUUGGCACAGUUCUCUGGAGGAACCAGUAUCCUUAUAAGUUAAUUUGCACGCAGAAGUUAAUUUUAUAUAAGUCUGUAUUUAAUCUAGAACUGCUUCGUAGGGUCAUAAAUACCCUUUGCAUGUUUGCUGAUGGGUAUCAGAAUCUCAGUCUUUGCAAAGUGCAAGGUGUUUCCUGUUAGGUUAGAGACUGAGAAUUUAUGAUUUGUCCUGGCUGUUCUUCCACAUCCGUAACUUUAUUCUGUACUUGUGUUCAAGCACAACUGGAAAUGAGGAUAUUUCCACAUGCAAAUUGAUUUGCAUGUCAUUGUUAUCUCUUCUAGUGCCCAAAAAAAGAUUGGGUUAGAAGUUUGGGAAAGUUGAGGACUCCCCCUUUCAGAAGGAACUGUCAAGUGACAGACUUCGCAAAAGGAUUAAUGAGUUUUUAAGAACAAGAAAUAAAGCUAUAUUUGUCACUUAAAAUUUUGUUGGACAUGUUGGGAUCCACACAAUUCUCUUCUCACUGUGUCUUUAUCAUGAAGCAGAGGCCAUUUGAGGAUAACAUUAUACCCAUAUCAUUUUCAAGUGAUUAUGAUACAUGAGCUCAGUAAGAUGACAUACUUUUUCCCUUCGAACGUUUCAGCAUCCAGUAUGUGGCUUUCCUCUCCUUUUGCUUCUACUACUUUUCCCUUUCCAGAUUAGUUUUUGUAUACCACGUGUGACAUAGGUGAGGAUAUUUUGCUUUAGAACAAUGGCUUGACUCCACAUAUGCAUAUACCUACUGUGUACACUAUAUAAGGUCAGGGGCCAUUUGUGAAACUGUAUGUUAUUUGCUAAAUUACAUUGUAUUUGUCAAGAUGAAUGAUAUUGUAGAAUCAAAUAUUUACUAAAUUUCCACAUUUGUGUGGACCUAUCCAGGUAUAUUAACAUAUUCAGGGAUAAAAUGGCAAUCAGAAUAAAAUGUCUUUAAAAAUAUUUUUUCACACUCUCCAUUUUGCCACAUCAGUUAAAAUGCAGCAUCUUACUGUACUCAGCUGGUUGAAAUGUAGGACAAAUGAUAAAUAACGCACUUCACUAUCUCUGUACAAUCUAUGUUGGGAAGUGUAUUAUAUAAUGGACUUUAUUUUUACUUGUUAGUCAUGAUCUCGACAUCUCAAGGAGCAGCACCAUAGAGUCAUGUAUAGGAAAUAGAAGUGUUUGACUUUACCCCGUGGGCUGAUCUCGGCUUGACUCAGGCCAAUUUCCUCAGUAGAGAAGGCUCCUUUCUUCCCUGUCCUUGCACCUUCAGGUGAAGCGAAUGACCUCACCAGAGAGAGGAAGUGAGUUCUUGGGUCAUGUCAUGACUGACUUGUAAAAAUAAAUGUGAUCUUUUCCAUUGGCCAUACACUUUCUAUAAAUAGCCCAGGGAGAAAGUGUAGGGCUACAGAGCCACCUAGAGUGGCCGCCACUUGUUUCCAUUCAUAAAUCCUGCCUGCGAGUGCCACCAGCCACAUCCAUCAUGCCACGUUAGGGGAACAUUUCAAAGAAUGCAGCAUUUGGAGAUGGAAGUGAAUUUUUUCUGAUUUGAUGCUGCAUCUGAAGGCUGACACAAUAAUAUAUCAGAGUCUUUAUCUUAAAAUACUUCAUUAUUUUAGUUAACCAAAAAGUAUGUUAAAAAAUUUAGUUUAAUAAGUACAAUUUAAUUUAGUUAACUAACUUUAGUUAAACAAGCACAACACUGUGGUAGCAGAGAGGAACAGUAGGAGUUAUCACCAUACAAGGCUAUUUGGCCAAGCACAUAGACAAUAAUUAUAUUAAUUGAGCAAUGAUAAUAUAAUCCAAUAUAAACAUAUUUAUACACACCCACAUACACACAUAUAUGCACACCUUUAAUUGACACUGAAUGUAAAAUAAAGCAAAGUGACAUAUGGCUAUCCUUGAAAGUCAAUGAUAAAACCUUAAAAUGUUACCAGCCUUGUAAAUGGUUAUAAUUUUGGAAUGUUCUUCAUCCCCUGAAAUCUACACCACUACUGACUUUACUCUGUCAGUGUCCUUUGAGUUGAUUUUAAUGACCUCUUAGUGGUCAUUCCAGAACCUGAACAUAUAAGACAUUGGGCAAGUAUCUAUGCAUAUUAUGACAGCUGUUACCCUUUGUUCCCUGAUAGAAUAGAGUUAAGAAAUCCAGAAAGGCCCUGUGAUCAGGCACCAAACUCUGACCUGGGCCUUAAGCCAACUGUUCUAAACCUCUGAGUUUUGUUCUUCUUCCUUUUCUGUUAGCAUCCUGAGCAAUGCACAGGAUCACAAUUCAAUCAACAUGCUAGUGUUCUGAUAAUCAGUUUAUUUUUUUUCUUCCUGUUUUUUUUUUCUUGCCUGCCCCUAGGCUUAUGUGGAUUUUGUGAUUAAAAUACUUGAAAAGUUUAACAUACAAACCAGCUGAAGGGAUCGGAGGCAUGUAGACACAAAAAGUUAAAAAAAAAAAAAAGUCACUUCUGAUUAAUAAAGAUACAGCAAUCACUGUUGGAGUGUGGUUCACCUGAAUGCCCACAAUGUAAUGAUGUUACAUGGAUUUCAUAGCUAACAUAAUUAAGUUUGAAAAGGCAAGCUUAUGUACUUACAUCUCC
Molecule: messenger RNA, 5366 nt
Organism: Condylura cristata (star-nosed mole)
Lineage: Eukaryota; Metazoa; Chordata; Mammalia; Eulipotyphla; Talpidae
Gene: PAQR9
Product: progestin and adipoQ receptor family member IX
Exons: 1
Coding region: 297-1028 (243 amino acids)
Cellular component (GO): membrane
Molecular function (GO): signaling receptor activity
Source: RefSeq, a predicted model, not a curated record